GUAAAAUCAACAGUACAAGUUUUACAAUUAAAUUAAAAGAACAACAAGUAAUUAACUUUAAACAAAUACUCAACAAAAAAAAAAUGAUUUCCCAUUGUGCUAAAGUUGGAGGUGCCAUAAAAUUGUGGCAUUUAAGUGUCAUAAUUUUUAUAUCGUUCAAUUGCUGGCCAUCUUCCUAUGGUAAACGUAUCCAUAAAUCUUAUCUAGAUAUUGAGGAUAUAGUCAUAAACGGUGGUCGUAUUGUUGGCGGUGAAGUGGCCGAAGUGGGUUAUGCACCCUAUCAGGUGUCAAUACAAUCAAUUUUUGGUUCACAUUUGUGUGGUGGUGCCAUCAUCGAUGAACAAUGGAUUUUGACGGCGGCCCACUGUGUGGAAGAUUAUCCUUUGGAUGUGUUGCGUGUCAUAGCUGGCACUAAUAAUUGGCAGCAACCGGGUGUGGUGCGUCAAAUGGAGAUUGCCAUGCCCCAUUGUAGACACGACAAACCUUUGUUUUAUCACAAUGAUAUAGCGGCUGCACGGUUGAGUGAACCUCUGGUAUUUGACAAUUUAACUAAUAAAAUCGAGUUAUCACAUGAUGUCUUAAAGUCCGGUGAUGUUUUAACCUUAACCGGUUGGGGUGCUACACGUUUAAAUGGUGAACCACCAGAAUUGCUGCAAAAAAUCGAUCUAAAUUUUGUUCCCCAUGAGGAGUGCAAGCGUUUGUGGGACGAUGAUGAGGGUGUAGAUGUGGGUCACAUUUGCUCUUUCACUAAAGCGGGAGAAGGUGCUUGUAAUGGCGAUUCUGGUGGCCCGUUAGUGCACAAGGGCAAAUUGGUGGGCCUGGUGAAUUGGGGAGCUCCAUGUGCUCGCGGCAAACCGGACAUGCAUGCCAGUACUGUGUAUUAUUAUGAUUUCAUACAACUGGCAAUGAGUCAAUGUUAUAUACAGAGAGGUUGAUAUUUGGGGGUUUAGUAAUAUUGAUUUUAAAUUCUAAUUGCAACAAUUUUAUGUAAUUAAGUU
Molecule: messenger RNA, 998 nt
Organism: Calliphora vicina (urban bluebottle blowfly)
Lineage: Eukaryota; Metazoa; Arthropoda; Insecta; Diptera; Calliphoridae
Product: chymotrypsin-2-like
Exons: 1
Coding region: 84-935 (283 amino acids)
Biological process (GO): proteolysis
Molecular function (GO): serine-type endopeptidase activity
Source: RefSeq, a predicted model, not a curated record